This is a messenger RNA of Phlebotomus argentipes, 902 nucleotides long. Its product is annotated as inducible metalloproteinase inhibitor protein-like. The coding region runs from base 260 to 868 and encodes 202 amino acids. The transcript has 4 exons. Lineage: Eukaryota; Metazoa; Arthropoda; Insecta; Diptera; Psychodidae. The record is from RefSeq and is a predicted model, not a curated record.
UCUGAAUUCGUAAAGCCUAUGGCAGAUUCGUGGAAUCCGCGAUCGGAAUACUUUUGCGCAGCGCAUGUGAAAUAGCUUGACUUUGUUUGACAACACAUGCCGAAGUUCUACAAGUAAUAGUAAAUAAAUUUAACUAUGUGUAACAAGAAAAGUCUGUGUACUGAAACUUCUUUACGAGAGUAUAAAUUUCGAGGCUGCUGAAGAAAUUUCAUUAGUCAGUUUCGUGAAUUUGAGAUACAAGGAAAGUCGUUCAGAAAAGAUGAAAACCUUCGUGAUUUUUAUAUUCUUCACCGUUUUUGUUGCUGGUGCUUUUGCGAUCAGAUAUUAUCCAUUUUGCGCAGGAGAGAAUGAAGUCUUCUCUUGCGGCUCAUCUUGCUAUGAUUACUGCGAUCGACGUCAAUGUGAUAUUGUGAACAUUAUGUGCCAAAACCGUUGCCGCUGCGCUGAUGGAUAUCUUCGCGCCAAUGAUGAUUCGAAGUGUGUUCCGUCAAAUGAAUGCCCCGCAAUUGAGGGAGCUUGCGGUGAAAAUGAGGAAUAUUCUUGUGGAUCAUCUUGCUAUGAUUAUUGCGAUGAACGUCAGUGUGAAAUCAUGAACAUCAAGUGCCAAGACCGUUGCCGUUGCGCCAAAGGAUAUGUUCGCAGCAAUGAUGAUACCAAGUGCGUCCUCAUUGAGGAAUGUCCUGCAAUUGAGGAAGUUUGCGGUGAGAAUGAGGAAUAUUCUUGUGGCUCGUCUUGCUAUGAUUAUUGCGAUGGACGUCAGUGUGAAAUCAUGAACAUCAUGUGCCAAAACCGCUGCCGUUGCGCCAAAGGAUAUGUUCGCAGCAAUGAUGACACCAAGUGCGUCCUUGCUGAAGAAUGUACUAAGUAAGAAGUGACAUUCAAAGUACGCCAAUAAAUUUGUG